ACUCCAUAACUUCCUUUGGUUCUCUCUCCAUCUUCAGCCAUUAUUUCUAGCAUAUUGCAUUAAAUACUCAUUUACUAUCUUACUCCUUGUUUCUUUGACUCCUUUUGAGUUUUCUUUGUAUUGUUUUCCACAACUUUGAACUUUCAACUUCACAAAUAAUCACUGUUAAGUUUAUUGUUCUUCUUUAGCAUCAACUUCCCCUUUGCCUUCCCCUCCCCGGAGAUUCCUAAAAAUGGACACAAAUGAAGAAAUAGGAUUGACCCAAAUGAGGAAAUCAGUUGAAAACCUUGGUUCUUCCACUGAUGGUUAUGGAGAACAGACACUAAUGAGGUUCUUGAUUGCAAGAUCAAUGGACCCACAAAAAGCUGCAAAGAUGUUUAGUCAGUGGCAAAAAUGGAGGGCAGAAAUGGUUCCAAUUGGGUACAUCUCCGAUUCUGAAGUUGCUGAUGAAUUAGAAGCUAAAAAAAUUUAUUUGCAGGGAUUAUCCAAAAAUGGGCACCCUGUUAUGAUUGUCAAAGUUAACAAGCAUUUUUCUUCCAAGGAUCAAGUUCAAUUCAAGAAAUUCGUGGUUCAUCUACUAGACAAAACAAUUGCAAGCGCUUUCAGAGGUAGAGAAAUAGGAAAUGAGAAACUUAUUGGAAUUCUUGAUCUCCAGAAUAUUACCUAUAGCAAUGUUGAUGCUCGUGGAUUAAUCACCGGUUUUCAGUUUUUACAGGCUUACUACCCUGAGCGUUUAGCUACUUGUUACCUUUUACACAUGCCACAGUUCUUUGUCACUGUAUGGCGAUUUGUUUGUCGCUUCCUUGAAAAAGCAACUCAAGAGAAGAUCAGGAUUGUUAGAAGUGAAGAAGAAAGGGAAGAGUUCAUCAGAGAGGUUGGUGAAGACGUCUUACCGGAGGAGUAUGGAGGGCGUGCUAAAAUUGUACUUUUGCAGGAUGUUGCUGUGAACUACUAACACAAAGAAGAGGAUUAAUAGAAAGGGAAAAUAAGAGCAAAUCAUAGGCAUACUAUUUAUGUCUAUUUUAUGUUACUAAAUUUGUACACCUGGUUUCCUUGUCUUAUAGAAAAUCCAGAAACGUUCUGUAGUACUCGACUGCCACAGUUCAACCUAACUCUUUCGAGGUGAUUGAGUAAAUUUGCAAAUCAUAACUUGAGAAUGCCAUAAAUGUGAAAAGUGUUUACAGUUUA
This is a messenger RNA of Nicotiana tabacum (common tobacco), 1188 nucleotides long. Its product is annotated as SEC14 cytosolic factor. NCBI's taxonomy places the organism in Eukaryota, Viridiplantae, Streptophyta, Magnoliopsida, Solanales, Solanaceae. The record is from RefSeq and is a predicted model, not a curated record.